Kluyveromyces marxianus DMKU3-1042 is the source of this 411-nucleotide messenger RNA. It is a transcript of the gene EMC5, whose product is annotated as Emc5p. Gene Ontology annotation, cellular component: EMC complex. The transcript has a single exon. The record is from RefSeq and is a predicted model, not a curated record. Lineage: Eukaryota; Fungi; Ascomycota; Saccharomycetes; Saccharomycetales; Saccharomycetaceae. Gene Ontology annotation, biological process: protein folding in endoplasmic reticulum. Bases 1 to 411 code for a protein of 136 amino acids.
AUGUCGUUGUUUUCUAAGUCACUUUUUUUGCUAGCAUGGCUUCAACUAAUUCAUUCUGGUUUUUCCAGUUACGAAUUCCAUAGGGUAUCUAAACAACUCGUUCUAGAUAACCCAGAUGCUGUAUUACCCAAACUUCCAUUGGAUAUCAAACUAGAGGCUAUAUCUGGACUUGUGUUUUUCAUACUAGCUGAGUUUAUUGGUAAUUCUGUGUUGAGAUUCCUAACAAUUCGGGGCGAAGAAAGAAUUAUUGACACACACGAAUAUCUAAAACCAGUGUCCAUGAACAAAGCUUCCAAUAUCAAUUUGCUGCUCAAUAGCGACCCAUAUGGAGAAAUAAACUAUCAUCCUUCAUUUGUUGACAUUCAGGCGAAAAGGAAAGAAAUGAAGGAGUUUUUAGCUGCUAAAGGGUGA